This is a messenger RNA of Neomonachus schauinslandi (Hawaiian monk seal), 707 nucleotides long. RefSeq names its product DNA dC->dU-editing enzyme APOBEC-3G-like. NCBI's taxonomy places the organism in Eukaryota, Metazoa, Chordata, Mammalia, Carnivora, Phocidae. The coding region runs from base 2 to 568 and encodes 188 amino acids. Gene Ontology annotation, molecular function: RNA binding; zinc ion binding; cytidine deaminase activity. The transcript is spliced from 5 exons. Gene Ontology annotation, cellular component: P-body; nucleus; cytoplasm. Gene Ontology annotation, biological process: defense response to virus; negative regulation of single stranded viral RNA replication via double stranded DNA intermediate; cytidine to uridine editing. The record is from RefSeq and is a predicted model, not a curated record.
CAUGGAUGCGGGUGCAGAGGCCUGGGACAGACACCUACUGGAUGAGGACACCUUCACCGAGAACUUCCGCAAUGAUAAUUGGCCGCCCAGGACCUACCUCUGCUACAAGGUGGAGCGUCCCGAUCCGGGCUCCGGGGUCCCUCUGGGCCAGGACAAGGGCAUCCUGGCCCAGAGACCCGAGCCCCCCUGCCACGCGGAGUCCCGCUUGCUGGAGCAGAUCCAGUCCUGGGACCUGGACCCGAAGCUCCACUAUGGGGUUACCUGCUUUCUCUCCUGGAGCCCCUGCACUGACUGUGCGCAGGACAUGGCUCAGUUCCUGAAGGAGAACAGCCACGUGAGCCUGAGCCUCUUCGCCUCCCGCCUCUAUACCCUCGGACACUAUGACGAGGGCUUGCGCACCCUGAAGAGGGCUGGGGCCAGCAUAGCCAUCAUGACCUCCAGGGAGUUUGAGCACUGCUGGAACGCCUUCGUGCACCACAAGGGAAACCGCUUCCAGCCCUGGCCGGGUCUGGACACGGAGAGUCAGAAAUUCUCUGAGAAACUGCAGGGCAUUCUCCGGGGAGCCUGAAGGAUGGACCUCAGUCUGGCUAAAGACCACAAGACACCUCUGUGAACCGCAGAAUAAAACACUUCCUCCCAAGAAAUGCAAACUUGCCCUCCACCACCAUCUCCAGAUUGAUGCAAAGAAACCCGCAGAAGGCAAUGAG